Molecule: messenger RNA, 810 nt
Organism: Erythranthe guttata (spotted monkey flower)
Lineage: Eukaryota; Viridiplantae; Streptophyta; Magnoliopsida; Lamiales; Phrymaceae
Product: putative CCR4-associated factor 1 homolog 11
Cellular component (GO): CCR4-NOT complex
Molecular function (GO): nucleic acid binding; poly(A)-specific ribonuclease activity
Source: RefSeq, a predicted model, not a curated record
AAAAAAAGAAAACAAAGACGAACGAUGUUGUCGCCGGAGAUAAUUAAUGUCUGGCCCCACAAUCUCAUGUCGGAAUUUAUUCGCAUCAACAACUGUGCAUCACUGUUUCCGUACGUCUCCAUUGACACGGAAUUUCCAGGGACCGUAUACCACCAGACCAAUAUACCCAGACACUCGCUAGAGACUCUCUCCCCGACGGAAUUCUACGCCGUGAUGAAGAGGAAUGUGGAUGCGUUGAAGCUCAUCCAACUCGGCCUCACCCUCUCCAGUUCCGACGGCAGGUCCCACUGCUCGUGGGAAUUCAACUUCCGAGAUUUCGAUUCCGAUCGCGAUCUCCAAAACCCCGAAUCUGUAUCCUUCCUGAAGCGUCAGGGGAUCGAUUUCUUGAAGAACAAGCAACAAGGAAUCGAAUCAUGGGUAUUUGCUUUACUGUUCAGGCGAUACAUCGCCGGGAAAGAGUUGAAGUGGGCCACGUUUCACGGGCCGUACGAUUUAGGGUUCCUGAUCAAGAUUCUAACCGGGAUGGAACUGCCGGAGAGUUUGGAUGGAUUUAUGAUGCUCGUGAGGGGUUUCCUCGGUUACGAGGUCUAUGAUUUGAAGAACGUGGUUCGAGUUUUUGGGCUAGGUGGGGGGCUUGAGGGGGUGGCUAGAAGUUUGAAUUUGGAGAGGGUGACGGGGAAAAGGCAUCAAGCAGGUUCGGAUAGUUUAAUGAUCAUCAGGGUGUUUUUCGAGCUGAAGGGAAAGUGUUCCGAAGAAGAGAUGAAUCGAGUUUUGCAGAGGUUCAAGUAUAAGUUGUAUGGUUUGUCUUGA